AUGGCCAAACUGCUGUCCUACAAGGAAAUCUCUGAACACAAAUCGCGGGAUGACCUGUGGAUGAUUAUCGAUGGCAAGGUGUACGAUUGCACCAAGUUCAUGGAUGAACAUCCAGGUGGUGAGGAAGUGUUGCUGGAUCUAGGAGGAAUGGACGCCACGGGCCCCUUUGCGGAUAUCGGCCACUCCGAUGAUGCUGUCAAAAUGCUGGCCGAUCUAUACGUAGGAGACCUAGACACGGAAAGCGAGCCUGUUCACACAAAAGAACCCGAACCAGCAUCUGCUACCACAGGCGGAGAGGGCAAUGGUGUGUUUGUGCUUGCCGUGUUGGCCAUUGUGGCCGCCAUUGUCUACUUCUACCUCAACAAAUCGUGA
Messenger RNA from Lachancea lanzarotensis, 372 nucleotides. It is a transcript of the gene CYB5, whose product is annotated as LALA0S09e04786g1_1. Gene Ontology annotation, biological process: sterol biosynthetic process. The record is from RefSeq and is a predicted model, not a curated record. NCBI's taxonomy places the organism in Eukaryota, Fungi, Ascomycota, Saccharomycetes, Saccharomycetales, Saccharomycetaceae. Bases 1 to 372 code for a protein of 123 amino acids. The transcript has a single exon. Gene Ontology annotation, cellular component: intracellular membrane-bounded organelle; endoplasmic reticulum membrane. Gene Ontology annotation, molecular function: heme binding.